Molecule: messenger RNA, 1185 nt
Organism: Acaulospora morrowiae
Lineage: Eukaryota; Fungi; Glomeromycota; Glomeromycetes; Diversisporales; Acaulosporaceae
Source: the annotation of a GenBank genome assembly
UUGGUUCCCAGCGAUAUAUCCAUAUUGCAUUACCCCUUCAAUAUGCCGGUGUGCACAUCCUGCCAUCAAACUAAACAAGACGAGGCUUUCUUCCACAAGAACAAAAAGUGGAAAACUUGUCAAAAUUCCGUUGAAGAGGAGGAACCAUUACGAGUUUCUCUCAGAACAGUAGGACUAAUGGAAUUAUCUAACCUUGUCGCCAACGAGAUACGUAAUAUUGUUCACAACCCUCAACCAAUGGGUUCUGACGGGAAUCCACAGUGUUCCUUGAACUUGCGUGUGGCUCUCAACCUUACAAAUAUGAUAACCGGUAAUGAAAAUCCCAAGGACAUUGCAAGGUGGAUUGUUGAAGAAAUUGAGAGAGCCGAUGAGUAUAAUUGGACUUAUAAUUGUAUGAACACCUCAAUGCGUCACAAAGAUGUUGCAAAGUUCUACUAUGUUUGCAGUCAAUCGGUAGUAGCAAUGAAAGAGUAUAAAGAAGGGUCGAACAGGAAACGAAUGGAGCGUUUCCCAUGUCAAGGAAAAAUGCAGAUGAAAAUUGAUAUGCCAGCAGCAGAGGCAAUGUUGGAAAUCCAUCACGGUAUUCUUCAUAAUCGACCGGCAGUCACCUCUGAGAUUAGCGAAGAAUGCAAAAAGGAGAUCGACGAAAACCUUCACUGCAACCCCAUUCAUCUACGACAAAUACUCAGAGCCAAGAACGUUAUGAAAAAUUAUACACCCCGACAAAUUCAUUCAUAUUGGGAAAGGGCAGCAGGGAAUAAACUUCCGGAUCUUGUCUCACAAUUUUCAGUUGCGCAGGUCAUUCAGUCUCCUGUAAUCACUACAAAUAUUGAAAACAGUUUUAUUAUACCAACCAUGACAGCCAUUCCAUACCCAUCACUACCUUCGAUGCCUAUUGUAUCAAGCACACCGUCUCCUGCUCUACAGAAAAAUAAUUCGAAGGAACUCUCAAAAGUGGGAAACCGUCAAUUUAACCACGAUGAAUUUGCUGAAUAUGUGACAAAGAUGGAACAAUUUGCAAAGAGAUGCAGGAAUCAAUUGGAUCGCCAAAAUUACAUUUGGUUGGAUACUGUGAAAAUAUUGACGGCCGGUGUUAUCGAAAUGGAGAAUGAUAUUGAAGAACUAGAAAGACAGCGUGCCAGCGAACGCGGAGCCACCAAACCAUGGACAAUUCACUAUAAAUAA